GAAAAACCAUUGACAAAAUCUCUACAACGUGGAGAAGAUCCCCAAUUUGACCAAGUCAUCAACUCAAUGAGCUCCCUUUCUGAAUACUGCCUGCCUUCCAUUCUGCGUACAUUAUUUGACUGGUAUAAAAGACAAAAUGGCAUUGAGGAUGAAUCACAUGAAUACAGGCCAAGAACAAGCAAUAAAUCAAAAAGUGAUGAACAACAGCGAGAUUAUUUAAUGGAAAGACGGGACCUCGCCAUUGAUUUUAUUUUUUCUUUAGUAUUAAUAGAAGUUUUGAAACAGAUUCCACUUCAUCCUGUAAUAGACAGUCUAAUACAUGACGUUAUUAACUUGGCUUUCAAGCACUUUAAGUACAAAGAAGGGUACCUUGGUCCUAACACUGGCAAUAUGCACAUUGUGGCAGACCUGUAUGCGGAAGUCAUUGGCGUGUUGGCACAAGCUAAGUAA
This is a messenger RNA of Leptonychotes weddellii (Weddell seal), 450 nucleotides long. The record is from RefSeq and is a predicted model, not a curated record. NCBI's taxonomy places the organism in Eukaryota, Metazoa, Chordata, Mammalia, Carnivora, Phocidae.